Letharia columbiana is the source of this 3954-nucleotide messenger RNA. RefSeq lists its product as uncharacterized. NCBI's taxonomy places the organism in Eukaryota, Fungi, Ascomycota, Lecanoromycetes, Lecanorales, Parmeliaceae. Gene Ontology annotation, cellular component: cytoplasm. The transcript is spliced from 8 exons. The record is from RefSeq and is a predicted model, not a curated record. Bases 1 to 3954 code for a protein of 1317 amino acids. Gene Ontology annotation, molecular function: ATP binding; ATP-dependent chromatin remodeler activity.
AUGGCCUCAUCCGCUUCGCAAGCGCUAUUGUCGGACUUGCAGGACCGCAUCAACGUUGCCAAGCGAGAGCUUGAUACCUUACGAGAGACGGAUGAGGAGUACGAAGUAAAGAAAAUGGUGUUGGAACAUGGGCUAGCUAGCCUUGAGACACAGUACGAGACUGAACAACAAGAAGACUAUCGUCGACAACAUGAGGACGAUGUGUACUCACCAGGCACUAGUACGGACCUCCCUAUCGUUGGCAACCAUGGCCACCAACGACCUCAAUCCAGCGACGCCGCGAUGAAGCCUGCCAGCAACGGCUUCGCAUCGUACGCGGGAAGCUCCAACAAUGCAUUCGGAGGCCACUUUGCAUCAGACGGCUUGAUGGCAGGUCAGGGCAGACCAGCUGCUGCACCUUCGUGGGGUUUUGGGUCACUUGAAGACACCUUCACCCCGGACACAACGAGCUUUCCGUCCAUGAAUGGUCGUCUCUCAUCUGGAUCCAUCUCCAGUCCCGAUUCUGGCUUUCUCCGCCCCCAGAAGCGGCAGAGGGAGAGUAUGGGUCUCUCAAAUACGGGCGGCCACGCUGCCAAGUCUCUGCGUGCAACCCCUAGCCCUGCCAUUACUGGCACAACAACACCGACAUCCCUUGAAUCUUUUGAAUUCCCCGAUGAUCCGGACCUCUUCCAUCUUCUUGGGGGCAACCCAAAAGAUCAUAUUCGCGAGAUGAGAGAGGAGCAGAAGGCGCAAGAGAAGCUCUUAGAGGCAAGGCGCAAGCAAGAGCGUGAAGACGAAGACUUUGCACGAUCACUGCAGCAGUAUGGAGAUGGCAACGGGGACAUCGGUCAUGUGGAACACGCAACUCCAGGGCCAAGUACCGCUUCUCACAACACAUCGCAGACUGUUCUUGACUCGCAGGGGCGAUACCGUCGACCUGAACCCUUCUCAUCGCCCCUUUUUGUUGGGGAGGAUCCCUUCUCUUCUUACACUUUGCCGGUCAAACAGGAAAGCUUAUAUCGACAUGAUCAUGCUGGUAUCAAGCAGGAGAAUGCAAAUCGGAACACCAAUGGGCACGCCCCCGUCAAACAAGAAAGAUCACAUCAGUCGCAGUCUUUCAUCGACCUGGGCAGUGAUGAUGAAUUUGGCGCUACAGGAGAUCCUAGCCAUCCAAGCAGCGAUCUCGUCGAAAUUGAUCCCAGUGAUUUCGCCAACAACCGCAGCAUUCCAGGACCGUAUAAUCCAUAUGGAAACACUGCAGAAGGCUCCGGGCCAUCAACCUGGGGCAACAUGGGGGGCCAGAUUGGACAGUCUGUUAUCAAUGCUGCCAGAGGAGUAUACAAUUCAGCGUACGAUCUGGUCGACCAGCAGCUCGCCGAAUAUGGGACCACUCCCUCAGGUUUUGGCGGCUUUGGUGGUCCGUCGGUUUACAACAAUGGAGCUGGCUCAUCAUCAAAUUUUAUUGACUUGGACUCUUAUGAUCCGCCACAAGAUUUGACGUCCAGCGUCUUUGGUAGACAUGGCAUCAACCCAAACGACCCUGCCAACAGAGAACUUGUAGAGUCCUACAUGGAUCGUAUCAAUUACGUGACUCACGACCCCACGCGUACCACUGCAGAGAUCAAGUCUCUCUUGGAGAAUAUCCGACCGGACGAAGAAUUACCCCCAGAGAACCGCGAGGGUACGCCCGAUGCGAUGACGUAUGCUCUCAUGGAGCACCAGAAGCUGGGCCUGACCUGGAUGAGGACUAUGGAAGAGGGAUCAAACAAGGGGGGUAUACUGGCCGAUGAUAUGGGUCUCGGAAAGACUAUUCAGGCCCUUGCUCUAAUGGUAGCCAGAAGGUCUACAGAUCGGAAAUGCAAGACUACUCUGAUUGUAGCCCCUGUGGCCCUUCUCAAGCAGUGGGAACGUGAGAUCCAACAGAAGCUAAAGCCGGGUCCACGCCAUACAUUGACAACGUUCAUUUUUCAUGGCGAUAAACGUCACACGACGUUUGAGCGUUUACGGACCUUUGAUGUUGUACUUACAACAUACGGGACUCUGGCCUCCGAAUUGAAGCGACGAGAAGACAUUGUCAUGAAGAAACGUGCUAAUGCAAAUUGGAGACCUUCAGGCAGAGAGGACAAUCUUCCCCUCUUGGGUGACGAGUGCAAAUGGUACCGAGUCAUUCUUGACGAAGCUCAGUGGAUCAAGAACAAGUCUACAAAGCAGGCACAGGCAGUUUCCCAGUUGCAAGCGCUAACAAGAUUCUGCAUGACUGGCACGCCCAUGAUGAACAAUGUGUCGGAACUCUACAGUCUAAUUCGUUUCCUUCGCAUCCGUCCAUAUUGCGAACCAGAGAAUUUCCGCCGAGAUUUUACAACACCGCUAAAGAGCUCUUCAGAUUCCGCCAAGAGCCGAGCCAUGCGAAAAUUACAGGCUUUGCUAAAAGCCAUUCUCCUUCGUCGUACUAAGAAAUCUCAGAUAGAUGGAAGAUCUAUUCUGGAUCUCCCAGAAAGAACCACUGAACAAAGCCAUGCGGUUUUCAGCGAUGACGAGCUGGCGUUCUACCAGGCUUUAGAGACGCAUACUCAAUUGACUUUCAACAAGUACCUGAAAGCGAACACUGUGGGACGGAAUUAUUCCAACAUCCUGGUCCUCCUAUUGCGUCUCCGUCAAGCAUGCUGUCAUCCUCAUCUUAUCAAAGAUUUUGGGCAGGCAUCAGGCUCUGCAGACGUCACUCCAGAGGACAUGUUGAAGCUGGCGAAAGAACUUGCUCCUGAGGUCGUUGCCCGUAUUAAGGAGCAAUGUUCUUUGAAUGAAGACAGUGCAAUGGAGUGUCCGGUGUGCAUGGACAUGGCCGAUAACCCUACAAUAUUCAUACCAUGCGGGCACAAUACCUGUUCUGAGUGCUUUGCACGGAUAUCUGACCCGUCUCAGGCCAAUGCUGAUGGGAAUGAAGGCCGCAACCCUGACAUCAAGUGUCCUAAUUGUCGCGGCAAAAUCAUACCAACGAAGGUCAUCGACCACAACGCCUUCAAGCGCGUUUAUCUGCCUCAGCUAAUGAUCGACGGACUAUUGGACGAUGAUGAUGACUCCCAGGCCGAUGUUGAGACUACAGACGACAGUGAUAGUGACGAUGAUGAAGAUGAAGAGGAUGACGAGGUCGAUUCGAAGGGCAAUCUCUUCAACUUUGUCGUCCGAGACGACGACGAUGAGGAUUCUUUUGAGACGGAAGAAGGGGACGGUUCCUAUAAUGGUGGCGAAGCUUCGGGCAAGAAGCCUUCAACAUCGAAGAAAGCAAAAAAACGAAACAAGGGCAAGGGCAAGGGCAAAGCCAAAGAGAAGAAGCCGCCGAAGCAGACUUUAGCAGAGCUCAAGAAAGCAGGAACGCGCAACAUCAAGGCCCGCCGGCGAUACCUAAAGCGACUGGACAAAGAGUGGAUACCCAGCGGCAAGACUGAGAAGACGAUGGAGAUCCUCAGAGCUAUCCAGGAGAGAAAGGAUUCAGAGACAAAUCAGUGUGAAAAGACCAUCAUCUUCUCGCAAUUCACCUCUUUACUGGACCUACUGGAAGUACCCAUUGCCAAGGCAGGAUGGGGUUACCGCCGCUACGAUGGCAGUAUGACUGCCAAUGCCAGGAACGACGCAGUCAUCGAUUUCACCGAUCGAAAAGAAUGCAAAAUCAUGUUGGUGUCUCUUAAGGCGGGAAAUGCCGGGUUGAACCUCGUGGCCGCGUCCCAAGUGAUCAUCCUGGACCCGUUUUGGAACCCGUUCGUAGAAGAACAGGCAAUUGAUCGAGCUCAUCGGAUUGGACAGCAAAAGCCCGUCCAGGUUCACCGCGUGCUCGUUCCCAACACCGUUGAAGACCGAAUCCUGGCGCUUCAGGAGAAGAAGCGCGAACUCAUUGAGGCAGCACUUGACGAGAAGGCCAGUCAGAACGUUGGUCGUUUGGGCAUUCGCGAGCUGGGAUUCUUGUUCGACGUUGCCACCUAG